AUGCAGCAGCAGCAGUACUUUUACCAGCAGCAGCAGCAGCCACCGCAGCAGCAGCAACACAUGCUACCCUUCCAUCCCUAUCAGCAGCAGCAGCACCAUAUGAUGCAGCCGCCUCACCUGCAGCAGCAGCAGCAGCAGCAGCAGCAGCAGCAGCAGCAGCAGCAACGAGUGAUGCCGCGAGGAGCAAAUGCUGUCCCUCUUGGCUCUGGCCAUUCGUUUCAUUCUUCUUUAUAUUAA
Molecule: messenger RNA, 237 nt
Organism: Eimeria mitis
Lineage: Eukaryota; Apicomplexa; Conoidasida; Eucoccidiorida; Eimeriidae
Exons: 1
Coding region: 1-237 (78 amino acids)
Source: RefSeq, a predicted model, not a curated record